This is a messenger RNA of Leishmania major strain Friedlin, 2649 nucleotides long. It is a transcript of the gene CYC5, whose product is annotated as putative CYC2-like cyclin. Bases 1 to 2649 code for a protein of 882 amino acids. Lineage: Eukaryota; Euglenozoa; Kinetoplastea; Trypanosomatida; Trypanosomatidae. The transcript has a single exon. Gene Ontology annotation, biological process: regulation of cyclin-dependent protein serine/threonine kinase activity. The record is from RefSeq and is a predicted model, not a curated record. Gene Ontology annotation, molecular function: protein kinase binding.
AUGGGAUUGCGUCAGCUCUACAGCCUGCCUGGCUCACGCGUGGGCAGCUCGCUGGGAAUUUCAACACAUGCCCAGCGAGGAACGGCGCAGUCGUCAGCCGCCGCCGACGCCUUCUCGAUGGAGCGUUUUGCCGCCUUCUACGAGGUGGCGCUGGAGGAGCUGAUGGGCGAGUGUGUGCGCCGCGUCGCCAACGCACCAGCGGCGUGGCGGGACAGUCAGCGGCAGCUCAUCGGCGGUGAUAUGAACCGUGACCUGGCCACGAGCACGCACUCCUUUGACUCCCCACGCAGCAGCGCCAUGCCCCCAUUCGGCGGCGCACCCUCCAGCGUGGCACUCAGCUGCGGCACCCCUGUGUACUCGCCACGCUUCGCCAAUCCGCUGCACAACAUACAUGGACUGCACGUCCGCGAACUCAGCAGCGACGUCGCAGCCGCUCAGAGCCGCACCUCCACCCCACUGCCACCACCGUCUCUGCAUGCAAACACGGUCUUCUUCAGCGCUGCCGGGCAGGAGCGCCAGGCGGAACAAGCGAAAAGCGUAGUGGAUGAGGGGGCGGUGUCGACGUUGCUCGCUGCCCUGGGCCGACACCAUGGCAAGAUGGCACCGAUGGUGUUCAUCGCUGGCCUGGCGUACCUUGCGCGAGUCACGGCGCAGUGCGCCUCCGAGUUUCUGAGCGUUACACACGCAAACUGGUACCGCCUCACCACCACCGCCAUUCUCGUUGCCGCCAAGGUGUACGACGAGCACAGCUCGCCCCGACUGAACGCCUGCUUUGCCCGAUCCUCCGGCAUUCCACUGAGCGAGAUGACGCGGAUGGAGCUUGACUUUCUGUACCUCCUCGAUUUCGAUCUGCUCCUGAAGGAAUCGGAGGUGGAGCAGUGGCUAAUAUGGAUGGAGACGCUCGCGCUGCGCCGCGACUUGAUGACGCCACUCAACACUUACGUGCUAGACACAAGCGCGAGCACGCCUGCCGUCCAAUUCGCCAGCACCCCGAAGCCGUCUUUCACAAGCUGCACCGCACUUACAGAGUACGGGGAGCGCAGCAAGACAUGCGCGAUAUGCGAGACGGGACGCACGCCGGGCUUAUCCUGCGAGGUUCCGGAGGGCGAAGAAGAGACGGUCGGGACCUCCCUGUUCUCUGCAGUCGUCCCGCGCAGCGUCCCGCAGAUGCGUGUGGCUUGCAGCUGUGCGAUGACGGCCCCGUGCGCCGUCAGCAGCGCUGCGCACUCGCGAUGCCCUACUGGUGCAGCGGUGGCGACUGACGCGCCAUUCCUCACUGCCCCCCUCGCCGACCUCUCCAGCCUCCCGCCUCGCAGCUCCGCUAGCUCGGUGCUGCUUCCGGCCAGUGUGUUGGAUGGCACCUUCAGUGCCGUUAGCGCGGCGAGUGUGCCAGGCCGCGCGUCAUCUUCCUUGAAUGACCGUCGGGCCUUUGUUCCACCAUUACCGAUCCUCGGCGCGCUGCCGCUUCGCCCGCCGACGGCGAAGAGGCGCCUGUUCAGCGUCGUGCACGGUACUGCCGAGCCGCCGAGCCCGAUUUCGGUGCGUCAGCUCGGCCGCCUGGGCGGUAGCCCGCCAAGUCCGCUGCGGCCCCCUUCGGUGGGGCGGCACCCGUCGGUGCGGUUCUUCAAGUCGCAAGCCACGCAUGCUCACGGGCCGCACCGCCACGCCAGUGGAACGGCGGGUCGCGCUGAACUCGGCACGAACGGCGCCGAGGACGGCGGUGGCAAGGUGUCGAGGCGGUCGUGCCAAGAUCAGCUGACGAGGGCGGGCAGCGCAAGUGCAACUGGCCAGACCCCGGCACCCGCCGCGGCGAGCUACCAGCAAAAGCGACGCUGGGGUCCACUCGGUAUGGUGCAGCAUGUGCGUGAUGUUCUCGGCGUCACAGCUUCUUUGGUGCGUGGUCAACUGAACGUGCUAGCACCGUCAGCGCAUGCCGAGGAGUUGAGUCGGCUGCCGCCGCCGCAACAGAACAAGCAUCAACCCGCGUCGCAGGCGCUACGGUCGUCUACCAACAGUCUUUCUGGAAGGGGGGCGCGUACGAGUCUGCAACCGCAGUCAUCCGCCGCGCCGCCGCGUCGCACCAACAGCGGUGGCACCUAUCCGCCUUUUCCCGAGAAUUGGAUGGACGAGCGAAAGCCGCAGGCAUGCAAUGCUCCGCCCGCCGCAGUCGCAUCUCGUGGCUCUACCGACUCUCAUCCCCAGCCUAGCCCUACUGCACCGGCUCGCGACCGCUGCGGUCCUGCGACGCCUGGCGUUGUAACCAGGCGGAGCCCGAUGCCCCGAAGCAGCCCGCAGCAGGUAGACCCUUGCUCGUCGGCGGGGACGCAGCCGUAUACGAGUACGGUUGCUAAUGCCGCUGCUGCUCAGCCAACAGCGGCGGCAGCCGCGAACGGGGCGUACGCGGACGGCGACGACUCCCACGACGAGGAUGACGAGGGGUACGUGGAGUGCGAGUACGGCUACUACACCGAGGACGGUUACUUCCACUACUAUGACGACGACGAGGGCGCGGAUGGGGAGUACGACGAGUACUACGGUGAAGAGGACGAAGAGGACGAAGAGGGCGCGUGGUACGAGGAUGAUGAGGACGAAGCUGCUUACUUCCAGCGAUGCCGCCCACCGCUGACACACUCGCCGCCGUCCUUGUAG